UUUCGAUGGUUUCCAAAUUCCUUAUGCAGGCAUUUAGGGUCUUUCCAUUGCUCCCCUGCCCCCAGAAAUGCAUUCAUUUUCCGUGGCUUUUUACUAGUUUAACUCUUAGAGGGCAAUCUUAUUCCCAAGUUUCUGAGGGACACUUUGUUGGAACCAACAAACAUUGUGAGUAACUAUUCAGAUAUCAAGUAGAAUGAGGAUUCAGUAAGAAGCCGCAGGACUUGGCAAAUAAAAGGGUCAUUGGGCGAGCUCAAUACUAACAGUUUCGGUAAGCUUGUGGGAGUGGACCCCCUGGGAGUGGACAAAUGAAUCUGAAUUCCUUCGUUAGAUAUCUAAGAAGUGCUGGACCCUCAGAGUAAAAUAUAAGUAAUUACAGACGAGAUCCCUACCCUGGUGCGGCUGAGAAGGAAAGGUGACCUAAAGUCACGACAAUUGUCUAAUGAUACAGUUCAUGUUGUUGAGGAACUGUACAGGGCUGUGACAGCCUUUAAGAGGUGGCUCUGGCCUAGUGUAGAGGUAUAGGAAGGAAAGGUUCUGAGGCAGAGACGUAGGACUGGAGAUGUGAAGGCGUGGCACAGUGGAGCAAGACUUUUGGCGUACGCAAAAGACAGCCUGUGUGGCUACAGAGCGGAGAGCGAGGAGAACCGAACUAGGCGAGGAUGGGAAGCAUUCGGCAGCCACAAACGGAUGUGAGGUGAGGCGGGAGCGGCGACCUUUGAAGGAAAAAAGGAAGUGUUUGGACGACAGCGAGCGGGAGAAGCGGGGUCAAAGGGAGCACUAUGUCUGCGGAAGUCCCCGAGGCAGCCUCCGCGGAGGAGCAGAAGAGUGAACACAACAUGCUCCCUUGGUCUCUGCAACCAUCGAUUCCUAACAGCCUAGAGGAAAUGGAAGAUAAAGUGACUAGUCCAGAGAAAGCAGAAGAAGCAAAAUUAAAAGCAAGAUAUCCUCAUCUGGGACAAAAGCCUGGAGGUUCAGAUUUCUUAAGGAAACGGUUGCAGAAAGGGCAAAAAUAUUUUGAUUCUGGGGAUUACAACAUGGCUAAAGCAAAAAUGAAGAACAAGCAACUUCCUACUGCAGCUCCUGAUAAGACGGAGGUCACUGGUGACCACAUUCCCACUCCGCAGGACCUUCCUCAACGGAAACCAUCCCUUGUUGCUAGCAAGCUGGCUGGCUGAUUAAGAGGCUGAACUGCAUGAAUCUGCUAAAUCUCAUUAUUUCUCCUUAAUAUGUUACUUAUCUACUUUUUAUUUCCUUUCAUUCACUAGUCAUUUGAGACUGACAGCUUUGCAGGUAGCAGUAGUGUGUGCUGCUAUUGUGGAAUAUACAUGUGUAGAGUUUUUGAUUAGUUUAACAGUGCACUGGUGAAGAGGACAUGUUAGAGCAACAUAAGUAAACUACUUGAAAAUAAUUGUAUAUAUUACCUAACUCCUAGUGUAGUACUGGUUCUAACAAGUAACAAGCAAGUUUUAAAAUUUUAAUGUUUUGGCUUUCAUUACUUCAUCUUAAUUAUAGCUUUGUAUGUUACUCUUAUUUAAUAUAAUCUCUAUUGUAUUGAUUUCUUCUGUAUUUACCUUUUGGAUUUUGUAAAACAGAAGUUUAAGACCACAAGUUAGAAGAAAGGUCACAUAUUUCAAACACAACUAGAUGGGGCUCUGAAAGAUUUGUAUCUCUGCUUGAACUUGAAUGGCCUUAAACCUGUUUCAGCUUUAACAGUAGAAUUUUACUUGGGCAAUAUUUGCCCAUUCUGGUGUAACUUAUGUGACUCUAGUGCUUAACAGCUGCCGUUGAAGCUAAUAUUCAGUUCUGUAGAGUUAGAAUACCUUUUGUUGUUGAAGAUGUGAAUGAAGUAUGCAUGUGCAUUGACUGUUGAAUUCACUUUUGUGCCAUUUUUGUAAAUACAGUAGUUUUGCACAACCUCUCACAAAUGUCUGUAUUAAUUUCACAUACUUAAAAAGUAGAUAAUGUGCCAACCAGAAGCACAAGAGUUCCUACACAAAACUCUGUAAAUCAUUAUAGCUUUUGUAUAAUAAGAGUAGUUUACAAUCUCGGGCUUAUAGAAUACCAAACUGAAAUCUUAGUUCAAUCUGCCAUAGACUUAAGCUUUUCAUUUGUUAUUAAUAUCCAUGACAUUCAGUGGCCUUGUGCAAAUAUGAUAUGUUGCUUAGGCAUAUCUUUUGUCCUAUGCAGAACCUUUCAUUUUGAUUUUUAUGAAAGUUGCAAUUCAUGUAAUUUAUAUAAACUUUUUAAAUGUAGAAACUUUUUACUUCCACACUCAGUUUUGGAGACCCUAGAAUAAAAGGCUUCAAUACUCUGCAUUCCAUGCCCUCUGCCACCUGCUUUUUUUUCCCCUUUGUUCUUUGACUCAAAUGGUAUUGAGCUGUUUGUUGUAUAUGGAAGCAUAGGUGUCUAUAUCCUUACUCUUUUAUAUAACACAAUAAUAGCGUUUUCCUUCUGAUUUCUCAGUUGUUAACCUCUCUCUUUUUUUUUUUUAGGAUAGGGCCUUGCUAUGUCACCUGAGCUCUAGUGCAGUAGUGCAAUCACAGCUCACUGCAACCUUACUCCUAGGCUCAAGUUAACUAUUCUUGAUCCUUUAUUAUUACUAAUAUUCUACAAUUGUUUAAAUAAAAGGAACUUUAUAAUGAAACGGUUCGGAAUACUGGCUCAAGAACCUGUGUCAAGAUGAGCUGAAUUUUGGUAAAUUAUUUUAGGAAUUAUGACAAGCUAAUUGAAUUAGGCUUGUGACAAUGAGAGUAAUUUACAUGACAGGUAAAACUCCUAUUAAAAAUGUUUAGAUGUUUGCUUCUGUAGAUGUCACUUUAAUAAAAUACCAAUUUAGUUUUACUUGUGGCUUAUCUAGUUAGAACUUAACAGACUUUACUGGGACAAGUUUACUGCUCUUGUAGGAGCUCCUCUCACAAGUAGUUGUAAUGCUGUAGCAAGAUACUCAGGAUCAGUAGCUUGAGAUGUUACUAUUUUUCUCUUCAUCUUUGACUUGCAGAGAGCCUCCCGUUUUUGGAUCCAGGCAUCUUUUCUGAAUCCUGGUUCCAUCAGUAUACCUGCUCUCCUAUGACCCCAAGUCAUAGUCAAUGGUGCCUCGAACAUAGCACCUUAAGUUAAAGGCUGCCUAGUGCUCUGAGGAAAGCUUGCUGAUUAUCUUCCUGAUCUACUCACCCCAAAAGGCAGAAAAGCAACACAGUCACUGCUGUGGUCAUUUGUAAUGUAAAGAUCAGUUAUAUAUAUAUAUUUGUAAUGAGAGCAAGUAUAUACUCAUUAUAGAAUCAAUUUAAGAAGUUUAAAAUAUCCCAGAGUAGAAUUUCUAUAUCUAGUCUUUUGGUUUUUUUAUGAGUAUUUGCAAGUAAUUACCAUUAAAUUCACACAUGAAAGAUUAAUCUGAAAGAUCAGAGAGACCAUGUUAUUCCUGACCACGAUAGAACUGCUCCUGUGGUUUGGGACAAGUAAUAAAACAACUGCUUGAGUUUUGUUUGUAAAAUACACAAUAUUUGACCUACCUCAAAACGUAUUGAGGAUCUGUGAAAUGCUAAGUGCCCAAAACAAAAUAUUGCUGAUUGUCUUUUUAUUAAAAGUAAAUUUCCUCAUUAAGCCAACCUGCCUUCUGUAAGUCACAGUGCUUAAAUCUCAGGAUUUUUCAUUAGGAGAGACCUGUCGUUAAGGAUUUGUAGGUAUAAUUGCUUAGCCUCCAUUAUUGGUGCUUGGGAUAGAGAGGUUUUAGAUUUUUGGUUUUUUUUUUUUUUCUGCCUCAAAGCUCAGUUUAUUGAAGACAUUUGUAAGCUAUUGGAUCAUCACUUGAAUCAAGAUUUUGACUAGUGAGCUUAAUUGUCCAUUUCUUACAAUUUCAAAGUUACAGUCUCAGAAAUGGUUAAUUUUAAUAACUGUCCUAUCAUAAAUUAAUGUUGGAAUAAAUUGAAGUUGUUGAUAAAUACUUCAUGAGAACUAAAGUCUGAAAUAAAUUACUUGUUUUAUGUCCAAUAGCUACUACAUUUGAUAGAACAGUUUUGAGGAACAUUUCAUUCUUGAACGCAGCAUCUGACAUGGUUCUCAGCAAGUUGGAAUAGUAAGGAUUAUUGGCUUGUUUCGAUGAGUGGAAGCGGCAUGUUUGUAGCAUACAAGUUAUUCAAUAAUCUUGUGCUGAUGACCUAAAAAUAUGUCUUAACUAUUCAUCAAGGAAAGCCUGGUGAAGCCUUUACUUGUUAACUACUUCAACAGUUGGAAUUAGUUGCUCUUUUUACUUGAUGAAACAAAACUAUACCUCUGAAUAUUUAUGGAUACUUUUUACUAAAUCAGGCUUGUGUUCUUAAUCCAAAUUAGUAAAGUUUUAUGGAAGCUGAAAUGGAAUACAGUAGUCUCACCUUAUCUGCAAGAGAUACAUUCCAAGACCCCUAGUGGAUGCCUGAAACCUCAGAUAGUACUGAACCCUUUAUCAACUAUGCUUUUUCAGUCUGACAACCAAGGCGGCUACUAAGCGACUAAGGGGCAGGUAGUAUACAGUGUGGAUAAGCAGGACCAAGGGGUGAUUCACAUCCCAGGCAGGACAGAGCAGGAGAUCAUGAGAUUUCAUCACUCAGGAUGGCUUGUGAUUUAUUUUAUUUUAUUCUUUUUUUUUUUUUUGAGAUGGAGUCUCACUCUUGCCCAGGCUGGAGUGCAGUGGUGCGAUCUUGGCUCACUGCAACCUCUGCCUCCUGGGUUCAAGCAGUUCUCCUGCCUCAGCCUCCCAGGUAGCUGGGAUUACAGGCGUCCGCCACCAUGCCCAGCCAAUUUUUGUACUUUUAGUAGAGACGGGGUUUCACCAUGUUGGCCAGGCUGGUCUCGAACUCCUGACCUCAGGUGAUCCACUCGCCUCGGCCUCCCAAAGUGCUGGCAUUAUAGGCAUGCGCCACCAUGCCCGGCCGGCUUAUGAUUUAAAACAUGAAUUGUUUAUUUCUGGAAUUUUCCACAUAAUAUUUUUGGACCAAGGUUGCCUCAGGUAACAAACUACAGAAAGUGAAAUUGCAGAUAAAGGGGAUUACUGCUCCUGUGCUCUAAAAUUGGUGUUUGGGUGAUCAGAAGCAGGUAGCCAAUGGGAAGAGCACUUCUGAGUGAUAACUAAAGCAGUUUCUUUGGUGGCCUUUUCACAUACUCCAAUGUUCAAGCAUAUUUUCCACUUUCCAUUUUCUCUUUCACCUCAUUUUGCCUCUCUAUCCCCCAUCCCUGCUUAUUUCUUAAGCCCAUCAAUGGCACUCAUUAAAUUGUAUUUAGGGCUAAUGAAUCGUUCCUUCAUAUCGUUUUCAAUAUGCCACAAUUUAGGACACAUUUAAAAUUUUCUAAAUAUCCUAAUCAAUAUUGACUAAUUUGAGCCACAUUCCCAACUCUUAACACAGCACACACUGCCAGUCUUCCCCAAUAUCUGUCUCUUCUCAAUUCCCCACCACACCUUAUAAAAUUGGAAUCAAAGAUAUCUCACUCUGUCAUUGUUAAUCUAAGAAUAAAAACACUGACUUUAAUGCGGUUUUACUAAGUUUCAACCUAAUUAGGUAGGCCUCUAGGUAUUCUGCAGAUCACUGGUGGUCUUGAUAGCCAUUAAUAUAUGUUUGUAUUAUGUUAUUUUUCAACUAAAUCGCAGUUGGAAAAAAACAUAUUUAAUAUUAUGCCCUUGGAUCUGUUACUGCAUCACUAGCACUUGUGAUGCAAUAGAACACUUCGCCUGUACUGAAAGGGCCAAGAGUAAAUGCCUUGUUUUGUUUUUGUUUUGUUUUGUUUUGCUUUUUGUUAAAACAUGUCUAUAGAGUUGGCAGUUAAUGCUGAAUUUGUCAAAUACCCCUUCCAAAAUUAUACUUGUAUUUAAAAAAUAAAUGGAUCUACCUAAUUUCUAUUGA
Molecule: messenger RNA, 5870 nt
Organism: Gorilla gorilla gorilla (western lowland gorilla)
Lineage: Eukaryota; Metazoa; Chordata; Mammalia; Primates; Hominidae
Gene: ARPP19
Product: cAMP regulated phosphoprotein 19
Exons: 6
Coding region: 780-1175 (131 amino acids)
Cellular component (GO): cytoplasm
Molecular function (GO): protein phosphatase inhibitor activity
Source: RefSeq, a predicted model, not a curated record